CACACCCGGACGACCCGCUCUUUUAGAAAGUACUCAAGCUAGAAAACGGGUUAAUCUCUCUUGAAGCUGGCUACUUAGGCUUACCAGCGUCGGCUCGCUCAUUUUAAGCCACGAAGAGAGCAAUAAGGCCAGAGACAGAGAGCUAACGUUAGUCCGAACUCAGAACCGGCAUUCCCCGGCCCCCCUCCCCGCCAGUAACAGGAUCACCACCACCUGGAUGCGAUGAGCGACUCGGUUGUGGACAGCAAGGCGGAGGUCAAACAAGCCACGAAAUAUGUCAAAGAGACCGAAAACGUCGCGGAGAAAUACUCGGCGAUGACUGUCAGCAAGAACAGCAGCGAUGUGAACAUGAACGUCGGGGAGAUGCCCUCCGCAGCGUUCACCGCAGUCCCCACUCUGAAAUCCGUCAAGAAGAUCCAGUUCGCUAACACAGAGGACAAACAAGAAUUCAGCAAGUACCCCACCAAGGCGGGCCGCCGCUCCCUGUCUCGGUCCAUCUCGCAGUCCUCCACAGACAGCUACAGCUCAGCUGCGUCCUACACCGACAGCUCCGAUGAUGAGACCUCCCCCCGGGACAAAGCCCAGGUCAACACUCACGGCAGCAGUGACUUCUGUGUGAAGAACAUCAAGCAGGCCGAAUUUGGCCGCCGUGAAAUUGAAAUUGCAGAACAAGACAUGUCCGCCCUGAUCUCCUUGAGGAAGAGAGCCCAGGGGGAGAAACCGCUGGCUGGGGCGAAGAUAGUGGGCUGCACCCACAUCACUGCUCAGACAGCGGUCCUGAUUGAGACUUUGGUGGCCCUCGGGGCCCAGUGUCGCUGGACCGCCUGUAACAUCUACUCCACUCAGAAUGAGGUGGCUGCUGCUCUUGCUGAAAUGGGGGUACCUGUGUUUGCAUGGAAGGGUGAGUCAGAGGACGACUUCUGGUGGUGCAUCGAUCGCUGUGUCAACACGGAGGGCUGGCAGGCCAAUAUGAUAUUGGACGAUGGUGGAGACUUAACCCACUGGGUGUACAAGAAGUAUCCCAGCGUCUUCAAGAAGGUCCGGGGCAUCGUGGAGGAGAGUGUCACUGGAGUGCACAGAUUGUACCAGUUAUCGAAGGCUGGCAAGCUGUGCGUCCCUGCCAUGAAUGUGAACGACUCCGUCACCAAGCAGAAAUUUGACAACCUUUACUGCUGCCGCGAAUCUAUCUUGGAUGGCUUGAAGAGGACCACAGAUAUAAUGUUUGGAGGCAAACAAGUUGUCGUGUGUGGUUACGGAGAGGUGGGCAAAGGCUGCUGCACUGCUCUAAAGGCCCUCGGAGCCAUUGUGUGCAUCACAGAGAUUGACCCCAUCUGCGCCCUGCAGGCAUGCAUGGACGGCUUCCGCGUGGUCAAGCUGAGCGAGGUCAUCCGCCAGAUGGACGUGGUGAUAACUUGCACUGGCAACAAGAAUGUCGUUACCAGAGAACAGCUCGACCGAAUGAAGAAUGGCUGCAUCGUUUGCAACAUGGGACACUCCAAUACUGAGAUCGAUGUGGCCAGUCUGCGCAGCCCUGAGCUGACCUGGGAGAGGGUGCGCUCUCAGGUUGACCACAUCAUCUGGCCCGACGGAAAGAGGGUUGUUCUGCUUGCAGAGGGUCGCCUCUUAAAUCUGAGCUGCUCCACAGUGCCUACGUUUGUGUUGUCCAUCACUGCUACAACUCAGGCCCUGGCCCUGAUCGAGUUGUUCAAUGCUCCAGAAGGGCGUUACAAACAGGAUGUGUAUCUCCUGCCCAAGAAGAUGGAUGAGUAUGUGGCCAGUUUGCACCUACCAAACUUUGAUGCCCACCUGACAGAACUUUCUGAUGAACAGGCCAAGUACAUGGGCCUCAACAAGAAUGGCCCCUUCAAACCGAAUUAUUACAGGUAUUAACAAGACUGUCUGACUGAUGGUGUUAUCCUCAACACACAGUUGCCCUGGGAUAAACAGAGAUAUCUAUUUUAUUUUCUAAAUUGCUACAAAAUGGAGGAAUUAUUUUACUUAUGCUGAAUGUAACUUAUUAAUAGCACUUCAAACAUGGCGUUCCAUAUGAAACAUAAGAGUAAGACUUGUAGGAAACAUACGAUGUAUAACCAACUAACAUUUUAUAUGUCUUGUCACGUGUUUAAAAGAAAGGCCUGCUUGCAUGCUUUCAAGUGUAUGUACUUGUUUAGUUGCUAAUGCUUCUGUUACUGGAUCACAAACUUGUUGAUUUGUUUGUUUACCCUACGCACAGUGCCAAACGAUGGCCAGAAGAAUGGGACAGUUAUGUUUUGUCUGACAGUGACAUUAAAGAUUUUAUUAGUACAUUCCAUGCGCCAGGGUUUGGGCUAAGCCGAAGCAAACUCUGAAUUACAAUGUACAUGAUUUUAGAAACGUCUGUUGUACAUGCGUUGAAUACUAAUGAAUGGUAUCUGCAUACACGCCCUAAAAGGUAACAUCCAGUCAUGCUCUUCAUUACAAGUACAGUGAUGAAAUAUAGCACUUGUUACAUAAACACUAUGACCCAAUGUUGUUUAUUUUAAGACUUUAUAAUAGCCUGCGAAAGGCUGAGUGCAUUUUACAUUCCAUCCUCAUGCUGUUGGCAUGAAACACUCACCAUACCAAACCAAAAGGGAUGUUUAAUGUGCCAACAACACAUUAAGAUGUUGUAUGUCCAAGAUAACAGGCUAUAUUCUUAAAAAAGGAACUAUUGAAAAUGUUGGGCUGAAGGAGCCAGUGAGACAUUUUCAAACUAUGAAACUAUGACUUCCCUCAUUUAAAACCGAGUUUCCAUUUGCUCACACACAUUCUGGCUGAGAUCUGUCAGACUGAAGAGCAGCGUGGUCGGCUGUCAAGUGUUCUGACUGGAUAAUACCUUUCAGGCCAUGGUAUGAAUGUGCCUUCUAAAUCAUUUACACGUGGAUAUCAGCACUGACCUUAAUUAAAUGAACAUUCCUCUUUUGUAAAACCACAUCUAUUAGUGGUACAUUUAAUGUCUUCCUUCCACUGCUUCUGGUAUUAAUUGUAAUUCUAAUGUAUGAGCUAUGUGUUGAGAAAAGAAUAUUAGACAUAAUGUUUGCCAUAUGAUUGUCGUUGUCUUAAUUUGAUCCAACGGGGUCACCUAAAGUAAUAUUUCAUGUGAUCAAAAUGCAUAGGUGUAUUUUAUGUAUGUAACAGAAUGCAUUAAAUCAGCAAUAAAGCUAGUUCUUUUAACAGA
Chelmon rostratus (copperband butterflyfish) is the source of this 3196-nucleotide messenger RNA. RefSeq names its product adenosylhomocysteinase-like 1 (gene ahcyl1). The record is from RefSeq and is a predicted model, not a curated record. Gene Ontology annotation, cellular component: cytosol. Gene Ontology annotation, biological process: L-methionine cycle. The transcript is spliced from 17 exons. NCBI's taxonomy places the organism in Eukaryota, Metazoa, Chordata, Actinopteri, Chaetodontiformes, Chaetodontidae. Bases 223 to 1890 code for a protein of 555 amino acids.